AUGGUGGUGCAGUUAUUUCUUUCCGGACUCGUAAUUGGAAUCCCAGUCACCAAAACCCUAAACCUGGCACUCGGCAGACCCCCACAUCCCCCGCUACGCCCAGCCAAUCCUCCGAACCGAUGGCCGGCGAUCCCUCCCCCGACGGUCCUAACGGCCGCCGGAAGCGCAAGGCGGGGCGCCCGGCUGCCGUGGAUUCCCCCGGCGGCGGAGCCGUAGCAUCCAGUUCCCAGCGCCGGGCGGCCGUCGACGACGCCGUGGUGCUCCUCCGGGGAGCUCUCGAGUUUCGGCGACGGACGGGCCUGCUGCCGAGGCCGUCGAAUAUGCCCGCCUUGUACGAAUCCGUGAGAGGCUCGCUUCGCUCUCCCGUCUCCCAGGACCAGGCCUACAACAAGCUCCGCCACCUCCGUCACAGGCUCAGCCAUCCCGUCGCCAGCGGUCACGGUUCCCACGAUGACCUCCUCCAUGAGCUCGCCGCGGAGCUCUGGUCCGCGGGCGUGGAAGAGAAGUACGAGAAAGAAGAUAAUAAGAAACAGAAGGACAAUGAGGUGGAGGAGGAGAGUAAGGAUGCGGAGACGGAAGGAGAUGAUGACCUCGACAAGAAGCAAGGCCGCAAUGGGGACGAACAGCGCGGUGGACCUGAAUCCUACCCAUAUCUGGUCCACGCCGCAGCCGAGCACUGGAAAGCUCACAGCUUAUCGAAUUCAUCACUGGAGGCGGGUCUCAAGCUGCUGAAUCCAUUAAAGGCGAAAGCUUUAGAGGAUAGGUGGAAGAAGCUGGUGGAAGAUGAGAUGAAGUUCCAGGCGGAUUGGUUCAUGGCGUGCAGGGACAUCUUCGCAUUGCUGAAUCAGUCGCAUCAGGGUAUGAACUCGUAGAUCAGGUUGGAUGCUUCCAUGGAGGAUCCUUUUAUUUCCCUUUGAAUGAACAAAGUUUUGGAUAUGGAAUGGUUUCCAUACUUUGGUUGCUCGUCCUGUUAUUUCUCUGUAUGAUCUUCAGGAAUUGAGCUCUUUAUUAUGCUCAUGAGUUUGAUCUUAUGGUUUUCAA
Messenger RNA from Musa acuminata AAA Group (dessert banana), 1041 nucleotides. RefSeq lists its product as uncharacterized. Bases 120 to 872 code for a protein of 250 amino acids. NCBI's taxonomy places the organism in Eukaryota, Viridiplantae, Streptophyta, Magnoliopsida, Zingiberales, Musaceae. The transcript has a single exon. Gene Ontology annotation, biological process: regulation of DNA-templated transcription. The record is from RefSeq and is a predicted model, not a curated record. Gene Ontology annotation, cellular component: nucleus.